GGGAAACUUGUCGCCCCAGAACAGGUUGUCGAUAUUUUCGAGACUAGUCCUGGGAAAGCGAAAGUAGACUAUGGAGGCGACGACGACGCCGACAGCGACGAAGACCCAGCAGACACGGUUGAAAUUGAGUUGGCCAGCGAAUUUUCGUUGAGCUGUGGGGAUGAAACCUUUCUGCAAAAGAUGUCGAGUGUUGUAGUACGAGAUGAGAAUCGUCCGCAUGUAAUCGCUGGAUUGCGCGUUCCUGGUGACCGAGUUCUGCCUGUUGAUCUUCACCUCGAAACCGUAUUGGAGCGUCGCCUGCAAGAGGAGUUGAAGUUGGUCUGCGUGCGACUUGAGAAGGUGACACGUACCAGAGCAAAGGCACAGCAAAGGAAGCGCGAAGCAGCUAAAGCUCUUAGACAGAGGGAAGCGGCUGUGGCGGAAGAGGAUCGAGAAAAGGCCGCGAGGUAUGAAGAAGAAGCGAAUCUAGUAGUAGAGGGUGGAGAAGCAGAAGAUGAGACCACGGAGGACGAGAGCGACGACUCACCCCGCCGUGAAAAAGAGGGUGGGCCAAAUACGAAAGAGGAAAGAGAGGUAGAUGAACAAGAAGCUCGCGCUGCUAGAGAGGACAGGCUCCGACUGAAGCGAAUGAAGAUGGAGCGCCGAAAAGCUGACGCCAAGAGAAAACAGCUGGUCAAACCCGACCGGGGCAAGGGGUUGUCAUUUGAAGCAUUUUCGUUAUUAGUUGCGGCUGACGACGGCUUAACUGAGAUGGAGAAGGCAGCACUCAUAUUGAAAUCGGAAAAGCCCGAUUUUCAAGCCAAGUUUCACAACAUUAGUACGAUGUCGCGGCACGACCGCGAUCUCCUUAAGGAGAACCCUCAGCUGUCCGACAUGGAAGCUGCGAUGUUGCUCUUGCGAUCCGAUCCCGAUACUCAAGCUCUGCUAGAGGGCCUCUCGAAGAAGCAACUGCAAAAACUGAGAGAUUCGAAGGAUGCUCGCUUUGGUACAGCGUCUGACAUGGAGCGCGCUUUCUUGCUCUUAAAAAGCGAGAAGAAGGCGCUACUGGCAACAGAAGACCAUUACUCCUUCUCCGAGUCCUCAUCAGGAGAUUCCAUCAUGGAGAUGAAAAGACGAGGAAAGAAAAUGGACGUUCGCAAGCAGCCGCGAGAAGACUCAAGAACAAGAGAAGUCAAGGACGAAGCGCCAUCUGCCGUUAGACAAGACGAACCUUUGCUACAACAAGCAAGUUUAGCCGUCGCCCAGUUAGUGAAAGAUACAGUCGACGUGGCUGCAGAGGUGGUCAACGAUAUCAAUGAUCCUACGUCUUUAGCGGGAAAUGUUAAUGCAGACGGCGACAAUCGUCUUCAAGUUGAACGGGAUCAAGAGCUCUCUGCCGAAGAUGAAGCCCCAAGCGAGACUGGGGACGUGGACGUCGAGCAAAAUCGCGAAGAGAUUGGAGCGGGAGCAGUUGCACCAAAGGCUGAUCAAGUUGAUGAGCAAUUUCGCAAAGAUAAAGGCGCCUCUCUUCAGCCGCGUCAAAAACUUCAACACGUAGACUCGGGAGGUGCGGGUGCCGCGUCGUCCUCAUCUUCUCUCUUAUUCGAAAAACGUCGUCGUGGUCCGGAUCGCAUUGCUCAGGGCGCUGAGGCAGUACAAGCUGUCUUGGACUCCUUCGGUGCGAUGAAUCAAGAAGCGCAAGAUGACAUCAAGCUAUUGAGAAAGUUUGGCACGCGCACCCUGAAAGAUCUCUGGUCAGGCCGUGACGUAGCUGAGGAAAUAGCAGAAGCAGCCAAAAAUGUUCGUAGAGCAUCACCGCCCGCAAGGCCCUCAGGUAGUCGACGCCGGUCGUCUCCAGGUGGCAGUGAAUCUCCUGACCGAGGACGCAGCAAGAAAAGUAAGAAGAACAAGAAGAUGAAGAAGGACGAAAAAAAGAAAAAAGAGGCUUCGAAAAAUGACGAGGCUGAAGAGACACCAGUAGAAGCCCGAGAGAAAGAAGAAGUGCAGACACUACACGUCGAGUCCCCAGGAGACGUAAACAUCGACGGACAAGAAGACGAUAUCAAGCAGUAAUUCUAACGAUAAUCCUCGCCAGAUUAUUGACUGACGAUCCGUUUUGUGCAGUUUUGCCCCCCAGUAUGUACGAUUCCAAGAAUUUCGCGACCAAAAAGAACUACAUCAACAAGAAAAUUUUGAUUUUUUUUCACAACCUGAACCUGGUAGAGUUUGCGUAAGAAAAGAAUCAGCCAUUUUAUUGUCAAACUCAAACUCAGAACAACAACGUGAAUCAACGAGACCUCGAAGCAGCAAAGACAAGCGCUUCGAAGCUUCGCGCUAACACAUGAAACCACGUCAGCGAUGAAAAACGAUUACUUUUGGCAUCCUGCAUACAUUCACAACCGUGAUGACUACAACGUCAACUACGUGCAUGGUCAUCCUGGUCCAUUUUAU
Messenger RNA from Amoebophrya sp. A25, 2430 nucleotides. Lineage: Eukaryota; Dinophyceae; Syndiniales; Amoebophryaceae. The record is from the annotation of a GenBank genome assembly.